CGUUCUCAGUUCACGGUCACACUGUCCGCACACUGAGCUGCGUUUUUCGUUGAUAAUUUUAAAUUUAUUUAUUUAAUUUAUUGGUUUAAAUCAGUGAUCAAUAAUUUGUUUGCUGACCAGCUUGGUCGCAGCACGUGGCCUCAGCCUAUUACGCGCAUUAUCGGAUAUCGAUAUCUGCUGAUGGUAAUUGGAGAACGUUUUUUCCUAUUUUAUCUCCUCCUUUUCCCACUUCGUUUUGUGCUCUGCUCUUGCUGUGCUCUCUUUGUGCUCUUCCGCCAGCAGCAGCCAGCCCCAAUGCCUAUGCCAAUAGUAAACUCUGUGCGUGAAAACAUAUAAAGACAAAGUAAAUGCAACGAUAAGCGGCGGCUGAAAAUGCUAUAGGCCAUGUGUGCAAUAAAGUAAAUUGUUUCAGCUUCCAAAACACGAAAAUGUUACCCAGACCAGACGCUCCCAUUGCCGUGCCGAGCUGGCAUAUUUUGAUACGCGACGCCGUCGACGUUGAGUUAUGUCCCGGCUGCGGACUGUGCGCGAGGAAUUUACAACAAAAACAAAAUGAAAAUUGUAUUUAAAUUGCCAACUCUAAAUGACGUCACAAUUGUAACAGAGUGCAACAGACGACAGACAACAAUGACCGAUGAGCAUAAAAGUACCAUUAACAGUAACAGCAGCAACAACUCCAACAACAAUAGCAACGACAGCAGCAGCAACAACAACAACAGCAACAGCAACAACGAACGCAUAAUUGCAGAGGCGGCAGCACAGUUUCUACUCAAAAAUGGUUUGAACGGCAGCUUUCCACUGCCCCCGCCCCUGCCCGCGAACCUGAGCACGAGCACGAGCACUAGCACGACAGCAGGCAGGACGCCGACGCCCUCCUCAUCAUUGUCAUCAUCAUCAUCAGCUCCAGCCUCGUCAAAUGGCUUUUUGCCGCAUGUCAGCACGCCCACAACAAAGACAACUAGAAGCAGUAACAGUCCAACAAGCAGCAGCAGCUCCUCAGCGAUGGCGGCAUCUGCUACGGUGGCAGCGACUAGUGCCCUCGUCGGCUCUGCUCCGAAGCCUGUCGAUGUAAUGGGUGGUGUGCUCGACUACAGUUCCUUAAGCAGUGUGCCGAGUGCCACCGCCGCCGCAUCCAUGGCGCCCACAGGAUCUUUGAAGAGCGAGAAGGGUGUCAGCAGCAUGAGCAGCAGCUUUGAUAUGGGCAGGCAUCCGAUAUCGACGCACAGCAACAACAGCACGGCCGGCUACGGCGGUCGUUUGCAGUUCUUUAAAGAUGGCAAAUUCAUAUUGGAACUGGCACGUUCGAAGGACGGCGAUAAGAGCGGAUGGGUCUCUGUAACGCGCAAGACUUUUCGCCCCCCAUCUGCGGCCACCUCGGCCACCGUGACCCCAACGUCUGCAGUGACGACAACGUAUCCAAAGAACGAGAAUUCCACAUCUCUGAGCUUUUCGGAUGACAAUAGCUCGAUACAAUCAUCGCCGUGGCAACGGGACCAGCCCUGGAAACAGUCGAGACCACGACGCGGCAUAUCCAAAGAACUGUCGCUUUAUUAUUAUCGUCCCAGGCACAGUGUCCUUAGCAAGGCUGCCCUCCAGACAGCAUCACGCAAGAGAAGACGACCCCACGAGCCGAUUGCCAAUAGCGAAGAUCUGCGGCCGAUCUUCGAGUUGGUCAAGGCUGAAAAUGGCGAUGAGACACUAAAGGCCGAAGGCGGAGAAGCUGCAGAAGGCGACACUGCCACUGACACUGGCACUGGCGCUGCAGCAGAAGCUUCUGCAGAAACUGCAAAUGAGAUUAAAACGGAGAAACCAGAAACGAUCAAAGUAGAAACGGAAGCAAUGCCGGAAACGGAGUCGAACAAGGCCGAAAUCAAUGAUAGCCGCGAGUCAAAAGAGGAAGCUUCUGUGCCGAACGCAGAGACGAAAGUAAAAGUUGAGCCCACGAUUGAGGCGACAGCACCGGCGACUGCGGAGAAGAUGAACACGAGUGAGGACGAAGAGGCCAUGUCGGUGACAGUUAAUGAACCCCCGAUACCGCCUUCGAUCAGUACGAACGGCAGCACUGGCAGCGAUCUGAAUGGCGAUCACAAGACGCCACGAGCAGACAACAGAAGACUUAAAAAGCCGAAACCCAGAGCCAAGCUCAACAGCAUCAUUCAGAAACUUAUCGAUGGGGUGCCAGCACGUCUAGAGCAAUUGUCCAAGACACCAGCGUCGACAGCGGCGGCAGUCACGGCAGCAGAGCGCAGCGGUGGCGGAGCCAUCGGGAAUCUAAGUCACUCUCUGACGCACAAGGUUUCGCCGCCAACGUCGGCCGCGGCAGUCAGCCGUCUAGUCGAGUACCAUCAUCAGCAUGUCUCGCCCAGAAAGCGCAUCCUGCGCGAGUUUGAGAAGGUGUCGCUGGAGGACAAUGGUUGCGUGAACAAUGGCAGCGGCAGCGGAGGCAGUAGCAGUGGAGGGGUCGGUGGCAAACGGAGUCGUGCCAAGGCUUCGGCACCGCCCAGCAAGUCAGCGCCCAUGAAUCUGGCACCGCCUCAAGGAAAGCCUAGCACUAGCACUAGCACACCCACUACAUCGCCAGCACCGGCUGCGGCCUCGCAGCAGCCCACACGCCUGAACAGCUCCUACAGCAUACACUCGCUCUUGGGCGGAGGCAGUGGCAGCUCCUCGUCGUCCUCCUCUUCAUCUUCCAAGAAGACCAUCGACCAUCCGGCGGCCAUCAUCAGCAAUGUGCAUCACCAGCAUUCGUUGUACGCCAAUUCCGGAAACUAUCCACGCUCCCUCCUCAGCUCCCCCAAGUCGCCCGAAGUGAGCGGCAGCAAUGGCGGUGGAAAGUCGCCCUCACAUGCGGCCAGCAAGAAACGCUCUCCCCCGUACACGACUGGGUCGCCGCUGCCCGUGGACUAUGGGCAUUCCUUCUAUAGAGAUCACUAUUCUGGAACAGGAGGUCGACCAUCGACGUCGACUGGCACAGCGGUUUCGCCACACAUUUCACACGGAGGAGUGGCGUCGCAAGAUCUUUCACCGCCCCGUUCCACAACAGCUUCCCCCGCCACCACACCUCGCACCGUUCCCAAGAAGACUGCCUCGAUACGCCGCGAGUUUGCCUCGCCAACGGCCAGCAGCAGCAGCUGUCCGUCGCCCGGUGACCGAAGUACAUCGCCACCAGAUCGGCGCCACCAGAUGCAUAUGCAGCGUAGUUCACCAGCCUCCGGCUCGCCCUUGCACUACUAUAUGUAUCCACCGCCGCAGGUGAACGGCAAUGGAUCAUCGGGCAGCCCGACGGUGCCUGUGUCAUCGGGCAGUAGCGCAGCCGCUGCGGCGGCGGCUGCAGCAGCGGCUGCUGCCGCCUACAUUCCCUCGGUGGUGUCGCCAUCGCUUUACCAUCCCUACAUAUCUACACUGGCGGCCCUGAGGCACAACCCGUUGUGGGUGCACCAUUACCAGGCGGGAGCCUCGCCGCUAAUGCCGCCGCAUCCACAGGCCAGCAGCAGUUCGGCUGCAGCCGCGAGACUGUCACCUCCCUCGCCGUAUCAUCCGUUUGCCUAUAAUGGCGUCGGGGCAGCCGCUGUUGCGGCUGCUGCAGCUGCCGCCGCAUUUGGACAGCCCGCCCCCAGUCCGCAUACGCAUCCGCAUCCGCAUACGCACCUGACACAUCCCGCGGCACUAACACACCACACGCCUGCACACCUGGCCACGCCAAAACUGACUGAUAGUAGUACCGAUCUAAUGUCUGCAGCGUCCAGUCAUCGCACAGCCUCCACUUCGCCGACCAGCUCCAAUGCAUCCGUCUCCUCGGCGGCUGCCUCCGGUGCCGGCCCCUCCUCCUCCGCAUUGUUUCAUAAUAGUAGCCUAAGGAAUGAACAAAGUUCAGACUUACCACUGAAUCUGUCGAAGCACUGAGACACACACACACACACACAACCGCAACCACACACACACACACACACACACGCCCCAGCUGCCCCAGUUGAUGGGCGCAACCAUCGAGUUAAGUACAUUACCGCACUAGUAGCGCUUAAGAUGACAUUCAACUACACAUACAAUUAUUUGAUAAGCUCGCUGCUAAUUUAGUUGUAACCGAAUUGUUUUAGCCUAAGCCUAAAUCUAGUUAGGUUCUCGAUUAAGGCAGGAAAUUCAAACGAAACGAAAGGAGAGCAGAACAGAAGAGAGGAGAGGAGAAUAGCGGAGAAGAAACGAAGAGAUACAAGGAAAUCAAAACAGACUCCAACAAUGUUUCAACAAAAACUAUUUAUACAAUCAGUUGAGAAAUGGAACCCCUUCGAUACACAUAUUUAAUAUGCAAAGGAAUUUUAUUCUCUGCCAACUAAUAAGUAAAAACCAUACAAUUAACACAUUUUUCUAUAGGAUGUAUAAAUUGCACGUCUUAAAGAAUCUCAAACAAAAAGAGUUACGUUUUUUCAUCAAAACAUUUCCUUGAAACAGACUGAACCUGAAUUUUUUUAGAAAAAAAAAGAAGAAAAACGAUACAAAAAUAUAAAGUUAUGGAUUGCAGCAUCCAACAUUUAAAGUGUAUUUUACAAAACCUAAAAGAACAGAUUUUUAUAAAAAGCGUGUGCCUUUAAAAAUGAAAUGUAAAGAGAACUAGGGAUUAUAUAAAAACAAGAAGAGCUAAACCACAGGACAUCUGGGAACAGAUGCUUUACAGGUGAAUUGAAUCCAUUUUAGAUAUGAUAUCCCCCAAAGCGAGGUCCAAAGGGCAGAAGUUGACGAAGUGUUGUACAAAAUAGACCGCAUACGAUGGUAGUUUGAUGUUUGUAAACCCCACACGGGAAUAACUUUUUGGUUUGAUUUUGGCUUUACUCCAGGAUCAAGCCAAAGAUUGUGAUAUUCCCAGAAACAUUAUUUUGGUCGUGAAAAGGUUAUACGAGUGGAUCGACCUGUAGUUGGUGGUGAAACCCAUAUUAUCUUUCGAUCACAAGCCCGUUCUAUUUGUCCUUUAAUGUACUUUAUUUAUGAGGCUUAAGCCUUAAACCUCAUAAUAAUGAUUCACAUUACUAUUUCCAACAGAUUUGUAUAGCUCUACUUAGUACAGCUCCUUGUCAAUGGCAGCCCAAUCAAAAGCAAAUGAAAAUGUACAAAAAUUCACAUAUACAACAAAAGAAAGAAAAUAUUUACAAAAACUAAAAACUGAAAAAUGAAAAAUGUAUCCUAAAAAGUAAAAAAUUCAAGCCGAAAUUCGUACAACUGAAACUGAUACAAAUAAACAACAAAAAGUACUAUAUUCCUAAAUGCAAAAAAGACAAAAACGAACCGCGGUUUCUCAUAUUUUCUAAAUUAUUUAUAUAAAUCAAAUGACUAUUUAUAUGUAUGUACUGGUACGUGUUUAUGUGUAGGGAAAUAAUUUUAAUUGUAUAUACAGUAUUUUUACACAACAACAACAACAAAAAUUUAAAUCAAGAAAACAACCCAUAUAUUUAAUACACCUAUUUUUAUAAAGGAUUUUAACAAAAUGCUGUAUAUUUGAUAUAUUGUAUGUAUAUGUAUACACAGAAAACGAUUCCAUUAGAGGUCAAGGCGAAAAAAAGUAUCAAAAUGUUUCACAAUUUGCUGUUAACCUUUUACUAAACGAAAAACGAAAGCAAAAACAAAAACAAAACAAAACAAAAAUAUUAAUUUCCAUGAAAAUUCCAUACGGUUUCUACUACCUACUGAUUAGCUAAUAGCUAGGCGCCUAGGGACUAUUACUAUACUUUUACCUUUUUUUUGCAUCGGUACUGUGUACGACGUUUUGUUUUAUUUUAUUGAAUCCGUAGUGUAGUCGUAGACUUAACCAUCAGUUUGCUUAGAGCGCUGGCCGGCAUUGAUGGUCAUCCACCAGUGAGCGGAGCGGCAUAGCCCGACAGAUCAUAAUGGGGAAAACAGCAAGCAAAAGGGUUUUAGAUAUACAUAUGUAUUUAAUAUUACUGCAUCCUCUUGAUGCUGGAAUGUGUGUAAAGUAAAACGGAAACAAAACUAGUUUUAAACAAAUAUAUUUUAUAUAGGCAUACAUAUACAUAUACUAUAUGUAUGUAUACAUGCAACUGAAACUGAAUACUUGAUGUCAAAUAAAAACCUAUACUAAA
Messenger RNA from Drosophila miranda, 6086 nucleotides. It is a transcript of the gene H, whose product is annotated as protein hairless. NCBI's taxonomy places the organism in Eukaryota, Metazoa, Arthropoda, Insecta, Diptera, Drosophilidae. The record is from RefSeq and is a predicted model, not a curated record. Bases 553 to 3903 code for a protein of 1116 amino acids. The transcript is spliced from 6 exons.